UUCUUCCUUUGAUGAUUUUCCACAGAAUAAAAUCUCAGCUCCAAGGUAAUCAAAGUUUAAACCAGACCUGUGAAGUUGUCUUAUACUGGAUCAGACUUUUAUGAAUGGUUAGCUCAGGGACGCCCGUUCUUAAUAUCUCUAUGGGCUCCAUCACUAGUUGCUUCCUGUAUGUCUUGUCUCAUAAACCUAAGAUGGCCAUGAUUGAAUCUAGCCUGUUUAGCAAGGCUCUGUAGGAAAAGUUUAUUUCUGGAGCCUGCGAGAGAAAAAAUACUGCCUAUACCAGUUCUAGCUUUCUGCAGGUAUCAGCUGUUCCAUCCAACAGGAAUUCUGUAGCCCAGCAUUUUCCCCUCAGCUCCUGCCUCUUUCAACUGGAGAUGCCAGGGUUCUUCUGCCCCCAAGGCCACUCUCUGCCACCUGUCCCUCCCCAAAGAAGGAGAUCCAAAGCUAGCAAUUUCCAGCCCAGCACAACAGAUUCCUGGAGGGCAGUCAGUUGUGUAACAGCAAGUGAGGAGUUGGGCACGCUAAUGGCACCCAUUAUUUGAAUUAAAGCAGGUGGUAAAUCUCAGCUCGGAGGUGGCCUCCACAGCAGCCACUCAGGGAAUGUUCCUAUGAAAUGAUCAGUGGUGAUCACCAAACCCUCUCUUUCCUUGCUGCUUUUGUAGAUGAAGGUGUGUGGGACCUGUUUGUGAAAAACAUCCCGCGCACUGCCACGUCCUACACAGUCAGCCUGGACAAGCUUAAAGAAGGCAUAAGCUAUCAGUUCCGGGUGGUGGCGGCGAACGAGUUUGGAUACGGAGAACCCAGCGCAGCUUCUGUAGCUAUCUCAGCUCACGCAGGAUCUCCUUUCUAUGAAGAAUGGUGGUUCUUGCUUGUGAUGGCGCUCUGCAGCUUCAUUCUCAUCCUGCUGGUCGUCUUUGCGCUGAUCUUGCACAACCAGACUAAGAAGUACCGAGACAGCAACGCAGAGCCAGAGAAGGGCCUACGCCUUCGCUCAUUCUGUCGCCAUUUGUCCCCAGGAAAAAAUGCAUCCAACGUGGAGGAAUCUGUCACUCUGGAUAAUGGGGGGUUUACAUCUCUGGAACUCAACAGCCGGCACCUCAAUGUCAAAAACACUUUCUUGAAGAAGAAUGGGACAAGAUCGCCACCUCGUCCAAGCCCUGGAGGUCUACAUUAUUCUGAUGAGGACAUCUGCAAUAAGUACAAUGGAGCUGUGCUGGCAGAGAGCAUCGCCCUCACUGAGAAACCCUUGGAUGCUUCAGAAUCAGAAGGGACAGAUUCCGACUAUGAAGACGAGUUGCCAAAGCAUUCUUUUGUCAACCAUUAUAUGAGCGAUCCCACCUACUACAAUUCAUGGAAACGCCAGCAAAAGGGCACAAAGCAUUCAACGCCUUACAGGUAUGAGGAACGUGUAGUGAGUGAGACAGAACCUUACUUCCAGACUGUUAUCACAACACAGAGCUCAGGAGGGGUCUACACCCCAACAGGACAGCCCGCUCCAGGCUCACGGACUCCAGUGACAGGGUUCUCUUCUUUCGUCUGACACCCGGAGAAAGAGCGCUGACCUCAACUCAGUGGCCUGCCACGUUUGGGUCAAGACCACCCCAUCCAGGUGUGACUCUGGGCAGGAUAGAUGCAGUGAACUGGGGGUAUAUUUCUCUUAUCAGGGUAGAAUGGAUGUAAAUGUGAAUGUCUUUUUUUUUUCAAGACAAUCAACACUUUAAGACAUGGAGCUGAUGACGUUGAGUUUGCUUUGAUUUUUUUUUUCCUUUGAAAACCCCAUAAAUGAUCAAAACCUGACCAUUUUAACCACUUUGGAGUAUGAUUUAAAAGAAUUU
Molecule: messenger RNA, 1835 nt
Organism: Python bivittatus (Burmese python)
Lineage: Eukaryota; Metazoa; Chordata; Lepidosauria; Squamata; Pythonidae
Source: RefSeq, a predicted model, not a curated record